Molecule: messenger RNA, 1101 nt
Organism: Chenopodium quinoa (quinoa)
Lineage: Eukaryota; Viridiplantae; Streptophyta; Magnoliopsida; Caryophyllales; Amaranthaceae
Exons: 7
Coding region: 1-747 (248 amino acids)
Source: RefSeq, a predicted model, not a curated record
AUGGCGGCUUCUUUCAGUUGCCCUCCUUCUUCUUCUACCACAUUUCAUCCUGGUGCUCUGUUUCCGAGUGUCGAUUCCGGGUCGAAUUCGGGUCAUUCCGGUGGAGAGGAUGAAAUUGAAAGGAAUAAGAAGAAGAAAAAGAGGAAGGGGAAGAAGAAGAAGCAGAAGCAAUUGGAAAAUGGAAUGGAGAGAGAAAAUAAGGGUUUGGGUUUGUUAGAUAAGGAUAAAUUAGUGUGUUUAUACCCAUUUACAUCAUCUUCUAGUGUUACUCAGAGGAAGAUCAAACAACAAUAUGAUCAGCUUGUUAAGUCUCAAGAAUCCAAAGGACUAACAAUAGCUCAGGUUUGCCAGUUUGUUAACUGCCUGGUUGAUGCAAAGAAUGAGCUACAGCACAAGUCUGAGGGCAUCAAACGUAAAUUUACAAUAACCAAGGCCUUGAUACUCAAGGCUGAUAGAUCCUCCUUUGACCGACUUCGACAGCAGUUAUACAAGCUAGAGGCAGAUCAGAAGAGAUUAGAGGAGGAUGCAUUUGUUUAUAACUGGCUUCAGCAUCAGCUUAAGCUUUCACCAGCGUACAAGAAGAUGCUUGAAAUUGGGGCUUCCAUGGAUUUGAAGGCCAAAUCUGGUGAACUAGUUGAAAAUCCAGAUACCGAGCAGAGUGAUAUCUCCUUUGAGGAGUUUCUAGAGCAAGAGAAAAAAGAUACAUUUUGGCAGAAAUAUCCAAAGCCCAAACCGUGUUCAGGUUGAUCGUAUCUGCUCGCAUAGUUGCAUUCCCUUCCCUUUUAUCUCCUCUAACAGCGGUGAUCAGAUUCACCCAAUAGCAAGGUUAUCAUAGGUCUAGUACUCAAAGCAUGCUUCCUGCAGGAGUAUUUAUAUAAAGACUGCUGGUGCUUCAUUCAGUUUUUUUCCCCCUGAAAGUACCAUGUUAUCCUUAUUCAUGAUCUAUCAGUGAAAAGCCUUUAUUUUUGGCACAUAACUAGCAAGUUGUCUUGGAGAAAAUUUCAAGAGUCGAGGCUUCUGGUAUAUUGUCUUUCAAACAAUAUGGUAUACAAAACUCAUGAUAGUGAUGACAUUUCAAUACAGGUCUUAUACAUUUCUUUU